Messenger RNA from Lagenorhynchus albirostris (white-beaked dolphin), 767 nucleotides. RefSeq names its product regulator of G protein signaling 17 (gene RGS17). The coding region runs from base 19 to 651 and encodes 210 amino acids. The transcript has 4 exons. NCBI's taxonomy places the organism in Eukaryota, Metazoa, Chordata, Mammalia, Artiodactyla, Delphinidae. The record is from RefSeq and is a predicted model, not a curated record.
GGCACUGCAGUAGCUGAAAUGCGAAAAAGGCAACAGUCACAGAAUGAAGAAACACCUGCUGUGUCUCAAGCACCUGGAAACCAGAGGCCCAACAAUACAUGUUGCUUUUGUUGGUGCUGUUGUUGCAGCUGCUCCUGCCUCACUGUUAGGAAUGAAGAAAGAGGGGAAAACGCAGGAAGACCCACACAUACCACAAAAAUGGAGAGUAUCCAGGUCCUAGAGGAAUGCCAAAACCCCACUUCAGAUGAAGUCUUGUCCUGGUCUCAAAAUUUUGACAAGAUGAUGAAGGCCCCGGCAGGAAGAAACCUCUUCAGAGAGUUCCUCCGAACAGAAUACAGUGAAGAGAACCUACUCUUCUGGCUUGCCUGUGAAGACUUAAAGAAAGAGCAGAAUAAAAAAGUAAUUGAAGAAAAGGCCAGAAUGAUAUACGAAGAUUACAUUUCUAUACUCUCACCAAAAGAGGUCAGCCUCGAUUCUCGAGUUAGAGAGGUGAUCAACAGAAAUCUGUUGGAUCCUAAUGCUCACAUGUAUGAAGAUGCCCAACUUCAGAUAUAUACCUUAAUGCACAGAGAUUCUUUCCCAAGGUUUUUGAACUCUCAGAUUUAUAAGUCAUUUGUUGAAAGUACUGCCAGCUCUACUUCUGAAUCUUAAUUUUUAUUUUUAAAAAAUCAUUUUGGAGGGCUGGGAUGAGAAAUAAAAGUAGUUAAAUAACACCUGAAACUGAGUUCCUGGAGAACUACAGUUUAGCAUUCCUCAGGCUACUGUGA